AUGAGCACUGAGGUGAGUAUGAUCACCAUAGACUGUCAGAUGUCCUACGUGUCCUUUUUACACUGACUUUACUUUGGAGGUAACAUUCCUGACUUAUUUUAGCCUGAAGCAGAGACAACCAACUACUGUCCUCCGACCAUGCUGGACAGUGAGGACAGUGAUGAAGGUAAGAGCAUUACUUAAUAUAUAUAUAAAAUAAAACUAAAUCGGCCAGUAAGAAGUCAGAGUUUAAACAGAGAUGUGUCUUUACAACAGAAUCCAGCCAAGAGGAGCCGCCAGUCAUCUGCUGGAAUGAAUUGUCAAUCAUAGAGCGUGUUGGCCUGAAUGGGUAUCAUAGUUUAAUAUUCUACUAUCAACCACACAGGCUCUCACUGUAUGGUUAUAUGACAGGAUUUAAUGUGACUGUAAUGAUCCUUUCAACUGUCUUGUUUUCUGACAGCACAGAGAUGUCAGAGAAAGAUUUGGAGGUAAGGUCACCCUCUCUUCUUCCUCCUGUAAUAUCCCUAAAAUAUGGAUUAACUUUUGCAUAUUCCAAAAGCAGAAAUUCGUGUCACUUAAUACUUCCAUGAAUAUUUUCCACCUUACACACUUAAAGCACCUAUGAGGAGUUUUUUGAUGAUUAUGAAAUAGGCUGAAAUUAAUUUUAUUGCCUUUGUAUGACAUAUAAAAGCUGACACAACCAUCAGCAACAAUUUUCGAUGCCUGUGAGGGAGUUAGGUGUCAGCCAAGCAGCUGAAAAAAGACAGCCCUCUUUUUACAGAAUCAGUGUCAGGAUAAGAUUAGCAGGAUCAGACGAUUGUUGUCAGAUGAUACUAUUCUGGCGUAAAAAUAAGUUAAGGUCAAACACACCAUAACACUAAGUUAGACGCCCCCCCAGGGAGAUUAAUUUUGCCGACCACUUGCUAGUAAUACACAGCAGUCUCAGCACCUACCUUCAUCAACAGUACAUAUAGGCACAGCUCAAGGAAGAACAUUUAUGAUCAUUACUUUAUGGAAAUGCAACCAGACUGAGAUACUAAGGCAGAAUAACCACUGCAUCUGCAGUGCAAAAUGAUUAUUAUGAUGAUUAUUACUACAAGGAAAUGAUAAAGAAUUUUGCGCCAGAAUAUCCCUUUAAGCAUGCAUCAAGUUAAGCAGGACUGCUUUCUCCACAUGGGGUGCCAAAUAGACACAAACCGAAAGUUCCUCACAGGGGCUUUUAGUGUUUUUUCUAAUAAGUGAAUGAUACAAAAUAAAGCUUUAUAAUAUAAAUCAGAUGCAAGUGUGCAUUAAGUGUCACCUGUUUUGUUCUUGACUUGUUUUUGGUCUCUGCAGAGCACCUUUGCACAGAUUGCCCUGGCCUUCCAAUGUGAUCAGUACACCCUGAAGCAGAGGCUGCAGGCAGAGGAGCACGCACGCAAUCUGGCUGAGGAGAACAUCCAGCUGGAGCUGAACCGAGGCAGAGAGACCCUGGAGGUGCUGCAAAAGUGUUGAUAGAUCUGAACUAAGCCUUUAUAAGAUAGCAGGUUCCCAUCUAUGCUCAUGUGUGGGAAUCUUUUCUUUUUUUUUUCUUUUUUUCGCAGAUGCUGAAGGGCCUGUGUCUGGACAGCAAGCGCAGUAGGAUCCUGCAGAAGCUGGAGCUGUCUCUGGACAUUCUGGGUGGGACUGUGGAGAGGAUCUCCAACACGGCAGAGGUGCUGGGGGCCGUGCACCAGGUACGCUUCGACUCAUUCAUGUGUCUCGGUUUAAAAUAACACAAGAUAUCUGGAAUGAGCAGAAAACUAUGGAAUAGAAAAGUGUCUAACAGUGUCUGACAUCAGAUCCCUCAUAAAAACAGAGCAAUUGAAAACUUUUUUGGGCCUUUAAUAUUUUUCUAGACUGGAUGCCUAUAAGCGAUAAGAAUCACAGUCAGCUGGGGAGUUUAUCCAAUGAGUACAGGCAACAAAAUAAGACUCAUAAUGCCACAUCCUAUAAACUAUAUAAAAAACUGUUGUAUGAACCCCACUGUGCAUCUUAGAGAUCUGCUCUUGUUGAUUUAUGUGUGUUUGUACAUUUAAAGUUACUGAGAGCAUUUCUCGCACCCCCAUACCCCCCUCUAAGCUCCGUUCUCUUUAAGUGUCACAUAUUUUUGGAGUUAUUUAUGAUUCAAUAAUAGGAAUUCACUUAAUCAUGCUUCUUUCAUGAUGCUUGACUGUAGGAGGCUCGUGUGAGCCGGGCUGUCGAGCUCAUGGUGGCCCACGUAGAGAAUUUGAGGAGACAGUAUGACAGAAAUGUGGCAGAGCUGGAGGAAGCCAAGAGGACGAUUCAGCAGCAAAACUUCUGCAGAAACUCCAUAGAUCUCAGACCAUCGCCAGGUUCCUAAAACUUAACUUUUGUUGUGGUUUCUUCCUCAUUAUGUGCAUUUAUUGACUCACCACUGGAUGUUUUUUUGUAGAUCCAGAGGAAAGUGAGACCAGGAAGAAAUGCUUUCUGCAGGUAAUAACAUAGCUGGCAUAUUGCCCAGUCGAGGUUCAACUUCUUGUUUAUCACUUUAAUAUACUUUUUAAUUUCUUCCUUCCGUUAGACCAGCGGCAGGCGAAGGGUCAGUAUCUCUCUAAUUCCAACACAAAUCCCACAAAUCCAGGUAGGUACGUUUCUGACAGGAUUUACCACUUUCUUUUGAAAUGUUUUCACACCGAGACUUACAAAAAAGUGUCUCUACAGGAGAAAAUAAAACGAGGUUUGAGGAAGCAGGUGUCCCACGAUGGCUACCCCCACCCCAUGAAAUCCUCCCCCAACAGCAUGUCUUCAUCUCCGAGCUUAGAAUUUAACUACUGUUCAACAAUUAAGGACAACAUCUGCACAGUGGAAGACAGGUUAAAAUACAGACUAUUACUUUAAAUGCUGUCUCCUAGACUUACAGAAUCUCUACAAUUUCAUUUUUGUUUUUUGUUUUUCUUCAGGCCUCAGGAUCCGGAUGAAACUCCACCUGAACCUCCAGCUCCUCAACCUUCUCCACAACCCCCACCUUCACCCACACCUGAGCCAGAGUGCCUUCCCCCAAAACAGCCAGCCAGGAAGAUACAAAACAAAAGGUACAACUUAGAAACCAAAGUCAUGGACAUAAUCAUAAUAAUAAAUCAACAUGACAGAGGCUACAAACACACAUCCUUACUAUUCUGCUACAAAGAAGUAUAGCACAAAUUUGGUAUAGUUUCAUUCUGACAAAAAAAGCCCUUUUUCGGCGAUACCUUGACCCUGCAGGGUAUGAAAGUUCAGGUGUAGUGAGUAAUACUGAUCAAAAACUAAUGCUGUAGCUAUGAUUAUUCAUUUGUCACACCUGCACUAUUCCUGCUGUUAAAAAACAGUAUGAAAAGAAGAUGGUUAGAGCAGUUUAAUGGAACUUUCAAAAGGCCUGGUUUCGUAUGUGUUCCCAUGAAUGAUAAUGCAAAGACAACAUCAAUGCAUGUUUAAAUGUGUUGUUGUUUCAGUUCCCCUCUGGACACACUGCGGCAGAGACACAAGAACAAAUCUGCGCUGUCAAAGAAAAAGGCAGAAAAGGAUAAAAAGAGUGUGAAUAUUUACAGACGGCUUUCUGGGAGCACGUAAGUCAACAUGUGAUGUAAAAUCCGUCAGAUGACGCUCUUGAUUUUUUCCUCUGACUGACUGGCUGACUGCCUCCCACAGGUACAGCUCUCUUUCAAGACAACGCCCUCUGAUCCACUGGUUGUAUCGCUGUCGCUGGGCGCUCCUCUUCACCUACCUGUUUGUGCUCCUCUGUGUCAUAACAUUGACUUAUGUGCUGUUUGAAAUUUUGUGA
Messenger RNA from Xyrichtys novacula (pearly razorfish), 3778 nucleotides. The record is from the annotation of a GenBank genome assembly. NCBI's taxonomy places the organism in Eukaryota, Metazoa, Chordata, Actinopteri, Labriformes, Labridae.